Lotus japonicus is the source of this 927-nucleotide messenger RNA. RefSeq lists its product as uncharacterized. The record is from RefSeq and is a predicted model, not a curated record. Gene Ontology annotation, biological process: post-translational protein targeting to endoplasmic reticulum membrane. Bases 1 to 927 code for a protein of 308 amino acids. Gene Ontology annotation, cellular component: TRC complex; membrane. Gene Ontology annotation, molecular function: molecular adaptor activity; protein binding. Lineage: Eukaryota; Viridiplantae; Streptophyta; Magnoliopsida; Fabales; Fabaceae. The transcript has 8 exons.
AUGAGCCCCCCGACCCUCCGAUCAGACGUCUCUAUCCGCAUUGCCCUUGCCUUUCUCGAGUUCCUCUCGACUGUUCAAAGUUCAGAUGGAGCAGAUAAGACAAAAAUUGACAAUCUUAAGGAGAUGUUGAUGGAUGUAUUCAAAGUCAAACAAUCCAUGGAAGCAACAAUUCCUAUUUCACUAUAUAACUUAUUUGAUUUAGACUCUAAAGAAACAACUCAAAAAAAUGAAAGCACAUCUGAAGCUCCAAAUAUUGCACAUAGGACUCAUUCACAUUCUACAGGUUCUGAAUCAAAAAUUGGAGGACCAUUGAUAAACUUGUUCCAUGAAUUUCACAUCGCAGUGGCAGCAAUUGGGUUCUUUGAUUCAUCUGUUGGUGAGGACUACCAGAAAAGAAAGUCUCGUGCCAAGCAAAUUUUUAAGGAUGCCAUAGAGGUACUGAAAACAUGCGGACAUGAGACAUUCAACAAGAUGAACCUCGCUGAAGGAUUGAAAAUGCUAGGGAACAAUGCAAUGCACCUCAACUGCUAUGGCAAAGCUAUUGUGAUGUAUAGUUGUGCUCUUGCAAUGUGCAAAGACAAUGCUAUCUACUUGUGUAACAGAGCCGCAGCUUUUACUAAGAUUGGAAAAUUGAAUGAAGCAAUUCAUGAUUGUGGUGAAGCAAUAAAACUAAAUCCAAGACAUGUUAUGGCAUUCUAUCGCCUUGGUUAUGCUUAUUAUGAGCAAGGCAACAACCUUGAAGCUAUCCGUGAGGGAUUCAUUAAAGUUACUUGGACUUUUUUUGUAUAUGAUGAAGUUUUGCAGCUAGAACCUCAAAAUAUUGAUGCCAAGGUCAGUCUUCAGCUAGCCGAUUCCAAGCUGAAAGAAGAACUAGAACAAAUGAGAGAGCAGGUAAAGUUGAACAACUAUUUUCUUACUCUUGUGUAA